Messenger RNA from Fusarium vanettenii 77-13-4, 1401 nucleotides. RefSeq lists its product as uncharacterized. Gene Ontology annotation, molecular function: peptidyl-prolyl cis-trans isomerase activity; protein binding. Gene Ontology annotation, cellular component: intracellular membrane-bounded organelle. The transcript has 2 exons. The coding region runs from base 50 to 1168 and encodes 372 amino acids. Gene Ontology annotation, biological process: protein peptidyl-prolyl isomerization; protein folding. The record is from RefSeq and is a predicted model, not a curated record. Lineage: Eukaryota; Fungi; Ascomycota; Sordariomycetes; Hypocreales; Nectriaceae.
CUUUGCUCUCUCCCCGCACGCUCUCCCUCCCGUCUACUACAAGCUCAUCAUGGCAUCUGAAGGCGAUUCCCCCGCGCGACCCCGCGUCUUCUUCGACAUCUCCCUCGGCGGCAAGCCCGUCGGCCGCAUCACCAUGGAGCUGUACGCCGACCUUGUCCCCAAGACGGCCGAGAACUUCCGCGCCCUGUGCACCGGCGAGAAGGGCGUCGGCAAGUCGGGCAAACCCCUCCACUACAAGGGCUCCAUCUUCCACCGCGUCAUCAAGCAGUUCAUGAUCCAGGGUGGUGACUUUACUGCUGGUGAUGGUACCGGCGGCGAGUCCAUCUACGGCAACAAGUUUGACGACGAGGCCUUUCCCAAGAAGCACGAGCGCCCGUUCCUCUUGUCCAUGGCCAACGCCGGGCCGAACACCAACGGCUCCCAAUUCUUCAUCACCACCGUCCCCACCCCCCACCUUGACGGCAAGCACGUCGUCUUUGGCGAGGUCCUCAACGGAAAGUCCAUCGUCCGCCAGAUCGAGAACCUCACCACCCAGUCGGGCGACCGUCCCGCCAAGGAGGCCCUGAUUGCCGACUGUGGUGAGCUCAAGGGUGACGCCGCCCUCGCCGCCGACGUCAAGCAGCCCGACGCCCUCGGUGACCCCUACGAGGACUUUCCCGAGGAUUGCACCGACACCCUCGAUGCCCCCGCCGUCCUCAAGAUCGCUGCCGCCUGCAAGGACUACGGCAACACCGCCUUCAAGUCUGGCAACUUCUCUCUCGGCCUCGACAAGUACCAGAAGGGUCUGCGUUAUAUCAACGAGGAGCCUGAGCUUGACGGCCAGCCCGACUCGCUCAAGGCUGAGCUCGAGGCUCUCCGCUUCUCCCUCAACAACAACUCGGCUCUGCUCAACAUUAAGCUUGAGGCUUGGGACGACGCCGUUCGCGCCGCCUCUUCUGCCCUUGACGUCCGCGGUGUCAAGGACUCUGACCGUGCCAAGGCUUUCUACCGCCGAGGCUUCUCUUACAUCCGUCUCAAGGACGAGGAGACUGCCCUGCGUGACCUGGCCCAGGCCAGCGAGCUUGCCCCCAACGACCCCGCCGUCACCAGGGAGCUCAACGCCGUCCGGACCAAGGCCGCUGCCCGCGCCGCCAAGGAGAAGGCCGCCUACAAGAAGUUCUUUACCUAAAGACUUGAUGAUUCUUUUUUGCAAAAGACGAAGAAAAAGAUAUAGAAGGCGCCUCCGUUGCCGAGGGAGGGAGGGAGAGCAAGCAUUAAAAUCGGCGAUGUUUUGAGAGACGUAACAUGGAAGGGGGGGAGGAAAUCCAUCUUUUUUCAAGUUAACAGCACCUUGUCAGGGACAGCGGGUAGGAGUCGGCGCCGAAUGAGAUACCAUCCAAUUACAAUAAACCACAUUCAAAG